CACUUUAUCCACUUCUUUUUCAAGGGAGGAAAACAAUCUCCCUCACAAGCCUUUUCCAAGCAUCGGACAUGACGGGUGCCAAUUCUUAAUCCAUCAGGAGCUGCAAAUUUGUAGGCUCUUACUGUACCUCAUUUUACAAGAUCUUCAGUUCUUAACUUCUUCUGAAAGUCUACCCCCACGAGUCUCUCUAGUCUCGUAGGUGCGCCUUCAAUACGCGUGCGUGAUAGAGGAACAUCCACUCUUUGCAGUAGGAAAAUUACACGCCAUCACUCCUUCAUCAAUUUGUUGUGUUGCUAAGCAUCUGUUUUUAUGGAGCAAACGGGUCUGAUUAUCUCGCUUGGACCACGAACACUGGGCAAUCAGCAUUCUAUUUCCGGGUUGUUAUGGGUAAUCAUCUCUUGAUUCAGCCCUUUAUAUGGAGAGCAUGGCGUAUUCCUGGUGGAGUGUGUAUAAUUACACCGAUAACAGGUAUCGUUGUGGGUUCUGUUGCCAAAAUGGUAUCUGAUGAGUGGAACGCGUGAAAUCUCCAUGUGUUUGGGAUUUCUUGUUCUGUGUCCUCCUUCAUAUUCUCCCUGCACCGUUUGAAUUAUCUCAUUUUUUGCUUCUAACAACAUCUAAUCAAUUUCGCUUGUUUUCUGGAUUUUCGACCUGGUACUGACUGCCUUUGGCCUCAAUUUGUGGACACAGCCCAUUUUGCCGUAUAUCAAUUAACACUAUAAACGAAGGAGAGAAGGUGACUUGAGAAGAAUGAGGGUGCGACAUGUAUUGGCUUCCGGUAUUGCCAUCUCCUCUUCAUUGAGUGGGAUAGCAUCAGCGAUCACCUUGGAUAUCACAUCAGCGAGUGAGCAUUCACUGCCCAAACACAUCAACCAGAUACAGGAUCUAACAAUAAUCAGGCUCGAUAAAAGACGCCGCAAAAACUAUAGCGAAAGGAACAAUGAGUUACUAUACCGGAUACAAACCAGGAGACAACCCAGGAAAUCUUCCCGAUCCAUACUACUGGUGGGAGGCUGGCGCCAUGUUUGGAACGAUGGUGGAAUACUGGUAUUACACUGGCGACACGGAAUACAAUCCUAUCGUAAAACAGGCACUUAUCUCACAGAUAGGUGAUGAUAACGACUAUAUGCCAACAAAUCAAACAAAAACAUUAGGAAACGACGAUCAAGGAUUUUGGGGAAUGUCAGCUAUGACAGCAGCCGAGCUGAAAUUCGAAGAUCCGGAUCCGACAAAACCAGGCUGGUUAGCACUUGCUCAAGCAGUCUUUAAUGAUCUGGCGGGUAGAUGGGAUGAAACGAGUUGUGAUGGUGGGUUGAGAUGGCAGAUCUUUGCUUUCAACAAUGGAUUUACGUACAAGAAUUCGGUCGCGAACGGAUGUUUGUUCAAUUUGGCGGCAAGACUGGCUGUUUAUACGGGCAAUUCGAGUUACGCAGACUGGGCAGUAAAGACAUGGGAUUGGAUGGAGCAUGUGGGAUUGAUGAGUGAUAAAUAUGCUGUUUUCGACGGUUCAAGUGAUUUGGACGGUUGUAAAACCAUCGAUCACAGGCAGUGGUCUUACAACCAGGGGAUAUUCCUGUUUGGGGCAGCCAUGAUGUAUAACUUUGUGAGUUGAUCCGGUCCCCCGCCCCCAUUGUCUCUUGAGGGUAAUUACUGACUAUGAAUCGAAAGACAAGUGGCUCCGAUGUUUGGGAACCCCGAGUCCAGGGUCUCCUAAAUGGAACAUCAAUCUUUUUCAAAGAAGACAAAGUAAUGUUUGAAUCCGCCUGCGAAGACGUCACAACUGCGAAAGGAACCUGUAACACGGAUCAACAAACUUUCAAAGGCUUUCUCUCUCGAUGGAUGGCCGCGACCUCUAAAGUGGCCCCGUUCACCCAUGCACAAAUUCAAUCCUACCUUCAACCCUCCGCCAAAGCUGCAGCCCUUCAAUGCUCGGGUGGCUCGGAUGGCGUGACUUGUGGCGAACACUGGAGCGCAGGCGCUACUUGGGACGGUCUUUAUGGUGUUGGGCAGCAAAUGAGUGCGCUGAGUGUGGUGCAGAGUAUGUUGAUUGAUAACGCGCCGGACUUGGUGACGAAUGCCACUGGUGGUACGAGUGCGGGGAAUGCCGCCGCUGGGGCUGGUGGAGGAACUGACAGCUCGGGAGGGACUGUAAUCAUAAUCACGGGAAAGGACAAAGCUGGUGCGGGGAUUCUGACAGCACUUGUUCUUUCUUGCGUUAUUGCUAGUGUGGGGUUUAUGGUUACCGGAUCGUGAGUAUUGGUAAUGUUUCCUUGAGCGAGUUUUGCCCUCGUGCUUCUCCUAUCAUCUUGCAAGAUAAGAAGCUUGAGAUGCUUACAAGGGCCUCGUAUUUUGUAUAUGUACUGUACGUUUGGGAGCAUGAGGAUACCAUAUGAUAGCGGACGGAGUUUGGCGUUAUGAGUGUUUUUACGAAGUACAUAUAAAUCUUAAAUAACUAUUUUCUGAC
Molecule: messenger RNA, 2461 nt
Organism: Hymenoscyphus albidus
Lineage: Eukaryota; Fungi; Ascomycota; Leotiomycetes; Helotiales; Helotiaceae
Source: the annotation of a GenBank genome assembly